UCGCGUCUCCAGCAAGGUGGAGGCGGCGCCGCGGCCAGCGACCUGCUGUCUGUGACCGCGCUGGAGUCUCUGGGCCGCCUAGGUCUCCAGGAAUUGGGUGGAGGAUGCCAGAGCCGCGCGCGGAGGCCACAUGGGGCUAGGGUGGUAGCGAGCGUCUACGGGGAAGUUGUGGCAGUGCUGUAGAUCACGGAGGUUUGACUGGCAUUGGCGUGUGGUGGGCUCCGGAGGCCGCCGGAGCCAGGAGUGCUACACCGGACCGGCCGGCCCCAGGCCGGAGCGGUGGGAAGACUCUGCCGGGCCUGGCACUCGUGCUUCCCACAGCGAGGGUGCAUCUGCGUUGGAGCCUCUUUCCCUAGUGGUCAGCGGCACCCCAGCCAUUUUUCUGAGGGGAUUGGAAACGUGGUGCGAUGAGGAGCCGGAGUAACUCUGGGGUCCGGCUGGACGGCUAUGCCCGACUGGUGCAUCAGACCAUCCUGUGCCAUCAGAAUCCAGUGACUGGCUUGCUUCCAGCCAGCUAUGAUCAGAGAGAUGCCUGGGUCCGAGAUAAUGUAUACAGCAUCUUGGCUGUGUGGGGUUUGGGCCUGGCCUAUCGGAAGAAUGCAGACCGAGAUGAGGAUAAAGCAAAGGCAUAUGAACUGGAGCAGAGUGUAGUGAAGCUGAUGAGGGGACUGUUGCACUGCAUGAUCAGACAGGUGGAUAAAGUAGAGUCCUUCAAGUAUAGCCAGAGUACUAAGGACAGUCUUCAUGCCAAGUACAAUACCAAAACCUGUGCUACUGUAGUGGGUGAUGACCAGUGGGGACACCUGCAGUUGGAUGCUACCUCUGUAUACCUGCUCUUCUUAGCACAAAUGACUGCCUCAGGACUUCAUAUCAUCCACAGUCUAGAUGAAGUCAAUUUCAUACAGAACCUUGUGUUUUACAUUGAAGCUGCAUAUAAAACUGCUGACUUCGGGAUAUGGGAACGUGGAGAUAAGACCAACCAAGGGAUCUCAGAAUUGAACGCCAGUUCAGUUGGAAUGGCAAAGGCAGCCCUGGAAGCACUAGAUGAACUGGACCUAUUUGGUGUAAAAGGUGGGCCCCAAUCUGUUAUCCAUGUCCUGGCUGAUGAAGUACAACACUGCCAGUCUAUCCUUAAUUCACUACUGCCCCGGGCUUCAACAUCCAAAGAGGUUGAUGCUAGUCUGUUGUCAGUGAUUUCUUUCCCAGCCUUUGCUGUCGAGGACAGCCAGUUGGUGGAGCUCACAAAACAGGAGAUAGUCACCAAGCUUCAGGGUCGUUAUGGUUGCUGUCGUUUCCUACGAGAUGGAUAUAAAACUCCUAAAGAGGAUCCCAAUCGUUUGUACUAUGAACCAGCUGAGCUGAAGCUGUUUGAAAACAUUGAGUGUGAAUGGCCAUUGUUCUGGACGUAUUUUAUCCUUGAUGGGAUCUUCAGUGGAAAUACUGAACAGGUUCAAGAGUAUAGAGAGGCUCUUGAAGCAGUCCUCAUCAAGGGCAAAAAUGGAGUCCCACUUCUGCCAGAGCUGUAUAGUGUUCCUCCUGACAGGGUCGAUGAAGAAUAUCAAAAUCCUCACACUGUGGACCGAGUACCCAUGGGGAAGUUGCCUCAUAUGUGGGGCCAGUCUCUGUACAUUUUAGGAAGUUUGAUGGCAGAGGGAUUUUUAGCUCCUGGAGAAAUUGAUCCCCUGAAUCGUAGAUUUUCUACUGUACCAAAGCCAGAUGUUGUGGUUCAAGUCUCCAUUCUAGCAGAAACAGAAGAGAUCAAGGCCAUUUUGAAGGACAAUGGAAUUGAUGUGGAGACCAUUGCUGAUGUGUACCCCAUCAGAGUACAGCCAGCACGUAUUCUCAGUCACAUUUAUUCCAGUCUAGGAUGCAACAGUAGAAUGAAACUCAGUGGACGACCUUAUAGAUUCAUGGGAGUACUUGGAACUUCAAAACUCUAUGACAUUCGGAAAACUAUCUUUACUUUCACUCCCCAGUUUAUAGACCAGCAACAGUUCUACCUGGCUCUGGACAAUAAGAUGAUAGUGGAAAUGCUCAGAACAGAUCUCUCCUACCUCUGUAGCCGCUGGAGGAUGACAGGCCAGCCCACCAUCACCUUCCCCAUCUCACACAGCAUGCUUGAUGAAGAUGGAACCAGCUUGAAUUCAAGUAUCCUGGCAGCACUCCGAAAAAUGCAGGAUGGCUAUUUUGGUGGGGCAAGGAUUCAAACAGGUAAAUUGUCAGAAUUUUUGACAACAUCCAGCCGCACACACUUGAGCUUCAUGGACCCUGGACCGGAGGGUAAGCUGUACAGUGAAGAUUAUGAUGACACCUAUGAUGAGCUCGAAUCUGGCAACUGGAUGGAUGGCUAUGAUUCAAUCAGUAAUGCUCGCUGUGGUGAUGAAGUUGCUCGUUAUUUAGAUCACCUUUUGGCGCACACUGCUCCCCAUCCUAAACUAGCCCCUUCCUCACAGAGGGGAGGGCUAGAUCGGUUCCGAGCUGCUGUGCAAACAACCUGCGACUUAAUGUCCUUGGUGACCAAGGCCAAGGAACUCCAUGUACAGAAUGUUCACAUGUAUCUUCCUACAAAGUUAUUUCAACCUUCCCGGCCUUCAUUCAACUUACUCGACUCGCCUCAGUCCCCACAAGAUGAGCAGGUUCCCUCUGUUCGUGUAGAAAUGCAUCUUCCUAGAGACCAGUCUGGGGAGGUGGAUUUUGAAGCACUGGUUUCACAGUUAAAGGAGACAACAAGCUUACAGGAACAAGCUGAUAUUCUCUACAUGUUGUACACUAUGAAAGGACCUGACUGGGAUACUGAAUUGUAUGAAGAGGGGGGUGCUACAGUCAGAGAGCUUCUUACUGAACUAUAUGGCAAAGUUGGAGAAAUUCGUCAUUGGGGCCUGAUUCGAUACAUCUCUGGGAUCCUAAGGAAGAAAGUGGAAGCACUCGAUGAGGCCUGCACAGAUCUUCUCUCCUACCAGAAACAUUUGACAGUGGGACUCCCUCCAGAACCUCGAGAAAAGACCAUCUCUUCACCUCUGCCCUAUGAGACACUUACUCAGCUGAUAGAUGAAGCCAGUGAAGGGGACAUGAGUAUUUCAAUCCUUACACAGGAAAUAAUGGUAUAUCUAGCCAUGUAUAUGCGAACCCAGCCUGGCCUCUUUGCAGAAAUGUUUCGACUUCGAAUUGGUCUGAUCAUACAAGUUAUGGCAACAGAACUAGCCCACUCCCUUCGAUGCUCAGCUGAAGAAGCCACAGAGGGCCUAAUGAAUCUCAGUCCUUCGGCCAUGAAGAAUCUCCUGCAUCACAUUCUCAGUGGCAAAGAGUUUGGUGUGGAACGAAGUGUUCGUCCCACUGAUUCAAAUGUCAGUCCUGCUAUUUCUAUCCAUGAGAUUGGUGCUGUUGGAGCAACCAAAACAGAACGAACUGGGAUCAUGCAGUUAAAAAGUGAGAUAAAGCAGGUGGAAUUUCGUAGACUGUCUAUCUCAACUGAGAGUCAGCCCAAUGGCAGUCAUCUCUCGGGCAUAGAUAUGAUGUCACCGUCUUUUCUGUCCCCUGGAACCUGUAUGACUCCAAAUAGUGGGUCCUUUCCUAGUGCAUUUGGUCAGCAGACAUCUAGAGAUAGCCGUCAAGGUCAAUGGCAACGCCGGAGAAGGUUGGAUGGAGCCCUAAAUAGAGUCCCAGUUGGAUUUUAUCAAAAAGUUUGGAAAGUUUUACAGAAGUGUCAUGGACUUUCUGUGGAAGGUUUUGUUCUUCCUUCUUCAACCACUAGAGAGAUGACUCCAGGUGAGAUUAAAUUCUCUGUCCAUGUGGAGUCUGUCCUGAAUCGUGUACCUCAGCCAGAGUACCGCCAGCUUCUGGUUGAAGCCAUCCUUGUCCUCACCAUGCUAGCAGACAUUGAAAUUCAUAGCAUUGGAAGCAUCAUUGCUGUGGAAAAAAUAGUGCAUAUUGCUAAUGACUUGUUCCUUCAAGAACAGAAAACCCUUGGCGCAGAUGAUGACAUGUUGGCAAAAGAUCCUGCAUCUGGCAUCUGUACUCUUCUGUAUGACAGUGCACCCAGUGGCAGGUUUGGCACCAUGACCUACCUCUCCAAGGCAGCUGCCACAUAUGUGCAAGAGUUCCUGCCCCACAGCAUCUGUGCCAUGCAGUGAGGGCUUUGGGUCCUGGCUGCUAGGAGUCUUUUGGCAGCUGGUCCCUGUCUCAGUUGAUUGUGCAUGGAACUGAAAUGUUAACACCUGAUCACUCCCCCUACCCCUUCCUGUCCCUUUCUUCCCAAGAAGAACUUUGCUGUUAAACUAAUUGCUUCAGAAGAAGUGAACCAUUACCUGGACACUCACCUACAGUGCAUCUGCUCAACAAGGCCUUUCAAUUAUUGUCUCUGAUUCUUUCAUGGUUCAUAAAAGUUUGCAUGUGUUUUUAUUUCUUUAGAUCUGUUACCAGCUUAGUUUUCUAACUCCUGUUUGGGGAGCAGAUAUUAAUAGUUAACUUAUUCCUAAGCUUUGUUUUGUCUUAUGUGUGGUUUUAUUGUAUAUAUGAGUGGCGGAUGCUUUGGGACAUUAUUUCAAGUGAGUAGACUCUAAAUUGUUAGAUUUUACACUGCUGUAAAUUGAAAAUAUCUAUUCUAUGUGCCUUUUCUUAGGAAAAUAGAGUACCAGAUCAAGGGGCUCUUUUUUCACUCACAUGUUGCCUCACACUGAUGAAGUAGUUUUGCAUAGAAUUAUUGUCUUUACUGUUGUCCUGUUGGUAUCUGUACACAUAACACCUAUUCUUAUAUUGGCAAAAUGUCAAAAAAAUGCAUGUACAGCAGGUACAUUUGAGGAUUUCUGUAUUAACACUUGAAAUCACAUUUUAUGAAGAUUGCUACUACUCAGAGGUGUGUUUGUAGCAGAGCACAUGAAACAACCCAGAUAAAUGGAGCCAGAACCCCAAUACCAAAGAGAAGGGAAAGGAGAGAAGAUACCUGGGGAUUGUCUUACACAUGGGGAAUUGAGAGGGCAUCAGAUGUGGGUUAGUACCCUACAGACAGCCUUGUGCACCAAAUCCGUGCCAUGAAGAUGGGGGCAAAAAUUGGAGCCUGACUUCAACAAAGAGAAUCCAGCAGUCCAGUCUAUAGCUGCUUUUUCAAGUAUUCUCCUCUUGUGUUCUUGGUCUCUGCCUCACUCUCUACACACUUUUUGUCACAUCCAACCAACCCCUAUCAACUCCCUGCCCUGCCUCCAUUCUUAAACUCUUUCACUUAUAUUUUCACUUCCUAAUCCAAGUGCUCAUGUCCCUGUAUAUCUUGGUAUCUAUGGGCAUAUAUCUGUUUCUUAUGAAUAUCUCUUUGUGUGUAUGUGCAUGUGUGUGUAUGUAUAAGUAGUAAAAUAGCACAUAGUUUUGGUCUAUCUGUAUAUCUUAUCCUAUAUCUACAUUUGGCAGACCAAGUAAGCAUGUAAGUAUGAAUGUCUCAUGUGAGAAAGGACAUGACUGGUCUCAGGCUACACAACUCAGUAGGUUAAAAAUGCCUUCAAUUCUGUUGUCUGAUCCUGUGUGUAGUUAGCCUAGCUUGACAAAGGUUUCUCAUAAUUUUCCUUCUCCCCGUUUGCUAAUAAAGACUGCUAAUUUCCAUUUGCACUCAGAUAAUUUCUGACUUUAAUCCCCCUCAUUCCCUCAUAUUUUAAAGGUUUUCUCCAAGAACAUGAAUGGGGAGGGUGGGGAUGGGAGACUCUAAACACUUCAUCUUAUAAGUAUGUAAAAUUAGUGAGCCCAGUAGAGUGAUAGAAAGCAGAUGGUGGAAACAAAGAGCGCAUGGCCCACCUUUUCAGUACCUCUCUUCCUGCAAAUGGAAACACAUAGUAAGUAGCUUUUUAAAAAUCUUUUUUAAGUUGUAGGUGGACACAAUACCUUUAUUUUAUUUUUGUGUGGUGCUGAGGAUCGGACCCAGGGCCUCACGUGUGCCAGGCAAGAGCUCUACCACCGAGCCACAACCCCAGCCCCACUUUUUAAUUUUUCUAGUCACCUUUAAAGAAAAGUACAACCCAUUCUGAAAUCAUUUGUCUUUUCACUGACUCUAAGUAUACCCACUCACAGGAAAUACAUCUGGAGUGUCAGAGGCAAAAAUCACCACUCCUUGCACUCAUUUCUUUGAACUAACACCAAUGGCUGCAUUUCUCUGGGUUUUCUAAGUUGUAUAUCACUAUGAUCCCCAAACAGUGGUAUUUAACUUUUAAAGGAAAUUUUCAGAAAACUCUCCCUGGUAUUUUGUUCUUUUUAAGUGUGCAAUAAUAAAAAGACAUGUUAGACUUU
This is a messenger RNA of Sciurus carolinensis (gray squirrel), 6264 nucleotides long. RefSeq names its product phosphorylase kinase regulatory subunit alpha 1 (gene Phka1). The record is from RefSeq and is a predicted model, not a curated record. Bases 408 to 4130 code for a protein of 1240 amino acids. Gene Ontology annotation, molecular function: calmodulin binding. The transcript is spliced from 33 exons. NCBI's taxonomy places the organism in Eukaryota, Metazoa, Chordata, Mammalia, Rodentia, Sciuridae. Gene Ontology annotation, cellular component: phosphorylase kinase complex. Gene Ontology annotation, biological process: glycogen metabolic process.